Dromaius novaehollandiae (emu) is the source of this 20539-nucleotide messenger RNA. RefSeq names its product FYVE and coiled-coil domain autophagy adaptor 1 (gene FYCO1). Gene Ontology annotation, cellular component: late endosome; autophagosome; lysosome. The transcript has 15 exons. Bases 215 to 4399 code for a protein of 1394 amino acids. The record is from RefSeq and is a predicted model, not a curated record. Gene Ontology annotation, biological process: plus-end-directed vesicle transport along microtubule; positive regulation of autophagosome maturation. NCBI's taxonomy places the organism in Eukaryota, Metazoa, Chordata, Aves, Casuariiformes, Dromaiidae. Gene Ontology annotation, molecular function: metal ion binding.
GCGCCCGCGGGGGGGAGGUGCCGCGAGGGGCCUCAUGGGAGUUGUAGGCGGCGGGCGCCUCCCCGCGACAUGGCCGCCGCGCAGAGUUGCAGGUGUCACAGAUAAGAAUAGUCUUCAUCAGCCCAAGAGUCAUCAAGGAUAUGAACUCUACUGUUUCUAUCUAGAUGGAUGAAAAGGUUAACAGCCCAGAGGAGGAACUCCUUUGGUUUUCAAGAUGGCAGCAACAAGUGGCGAAAGCCAGCUACAGCGGAUUAUCAGGGACUUGCAAGAUGCUGUGACUGAAUUAAGCAAAGAAUUUAAAGAAGGAGGGGAACCGAUCACAGAUGACAGUGUCAGCUUGCAAAAAUUCUCCUACAAGCUUGAGUACCUUCUACAGUUUGAUCAGAAAGAAAAAAACACAUUGCUGGGAAAUAGAAAAGACUACUGGGAUUAUUUUUGUGACUGUCUGGCAAAGGUCAAAGGAGCUAAUGAUGGAAUCCGCUUUGUUAAGUCUAUAACAGAACUACGAACAUCUCUUGGGAGAGGAAGAGCGUUUCUUCGUUACUCCUUGGUUCACCAAAGACUAGCAGACACCUUGCAGCAAUGUUUUAUGAACACCAAAGUGACCAGUGACUGGUACUAUGCAAGAAGUCCAUUUCUGAAUUCCAAAAUGAGUUCUGACAUUGUGGGUCAACUCUAUGACCUCACUGAUGUUCAGUUUGACCUGGCAUCAAGAGGCUACGAUUUAGAUGCUGCAUGGCCAACAUUUGCCAGGAGAACACUAUCCUCCCUUGGAUCUUCAGCGUAUUUAUGGAAGCCCCCAAGUCGCAGUUCCAGCAUGAGCAGUUUAGUGAGCAACUAUUUGCAGGCCCAAGAGUUUCCCUCCAGCCCUGAUGCCAAUAACUCACUAAAUGUUGAACACAUUGAGGGCUUUGAAGAGAUGCGUUUAGAACUUGACCAAGCUGAGCUGAGACAGAGAGAGCUUCAGGAUCAAAUUCACCAGCUACAGAUGGAAAACCAGGAGCUCCAGGCAGCCAUCAGCCUUCAGAAAGAACAAGUACAUGUAGAAAAAGAGAAGAGCAGUAACUACAGUGAGGAGAACUCCCGGCUGACAAAGAUGAUCACAGAGUUGCAGAAGCAGUGUGAGGUCUCCCAUUCCACUCAGAGCACUGUUCAUGAUCUGCAGAAGUGCCUGCAGUCACUGGAACUGAAUGCAGUGGAGCAGCAGAAAGAAUACUCAACAAAGCUGGAGCAGCUGGAGACCAGCAAGGAGAACUGUGCUUCAAAAUUGCAGCUGUUGAAUCAGGAGCUGGAGGCCUCUAGGGCUUUGAUCACUGUGAAGGAUUUUUGCAUUGAUGAACUCAAGGCCAAGCUGAGUUCAGUGGAACAGAAGAACAUGGAGCUCCUGGCAAAAGUUGAUGCCGCCUUGGAGGAAAAAGGACAGCAAGCCACAGCCCACUGUGAUUCUGCCAUACAGAUACAAGGACUGUUGGAGAAGCUUCAGGAGAAAGACAAGGAAAACGCAGACAUGCAAAGACUCAAUGAUGAACAUGCAUCUCAGCUAAAAGCAGCAAGGGAGGAGCUGCGGUUGAAAGAAGAGGUGCAGAAGGAACUGGAAUCCCGAUACAAUCACCUCACUGCUGACUCUAGGGAAGAGAGUGAAAAGCUGCUUGGGAGCCUGGAAACCAUGGCAAAGGAAAUGGAAGCACUUCAGAAGGCCCUAACCCUGAAAGGGAAGGAGGUGGCUGAGUUCCAGACCCAGGUAAUGGGGUUGCUGGCUCAGGUGGGGUCACUGGAAAAAAAUCUUGAGGAGGCAAGGAAAGAAAAAGAGGAACUUGUGGAGGAGUACAAUAGGAGGGAAGGAGCACUGAAGCACAAAGCCCAGUCUCUGGCAGAGCAACUUGAACUACGGGAAGGUCGCUUAACAAAGGUGAGUCAUACUGUGCAUAGCCUUGAGGAACAAAACCAGAAAAUCUCAUCUGAAAAAGAGUGCCUCAGCCAGAAAGUCAAGCAGUUGGAGGAGCAGAUGGAGCAGCAAAACUCUGCAGUGAGUGAAAAGGAUGAGGAGAACUGUAAGCUGAAAUCAGAGAAUGCAGAUUUGCAGCAGGCCAAGAAGAAGGUGGAAGAGAAGCUGAAAAAUGUGGAAGAGUCUAAAGCCUCCCUGGAAGCUGAGGUGGCCAGGCUGAGAGCCUCUGAGAAACAGCUUCAGAGUGAGAUAGAUGAUGCCUUGGUGUCAGUCGAUGAAAAAGAGAAGAAGCUCCGAGGCCAGAACAAACAGCUGGAUGAAGACUUGCAGAAUGCCAGGAGGCAAAGCCAAUUUCUGGAGGAGAGGUUAGACACUCUACAUUCAGACUACAAAGAACUGAAGCAAAGAGAAGAGGCAACCAAGGAGUCUUGUGCUCUUCUUGAAGGCCAGCUGAAGAGUGCCAAACGGUAUAGUUUACAAAUGGAAAAGAGCUUGGGCUCCUUGAAGGAAAGUGAAGAGUCUCUCCAGUCACAGCUCAGAGAGAAGGAGACAGAAAUGCAAGGCAUGGAGAGCCAGUAUGAGCAACUAAGAGCAGAAGCUGAAAGACACAGGAAGAAGGCAGAUAUUCUUGAGGUGGAAAAGCUUAGCAUAGAAAAGACGUGUCUUCACCAGACAAAGCUGAUUGAAUCCCUCACAGCAGAGAAGAAAUCAGUGGAAAAACAGCAGCUACAGCAGACAGCUUCUCUGGAGAAAGAGGCAAAGGAGCUAGCCUCCAGGCUGAUGGUGAGUGAAGAGCAGCUGCAGAUCAGCCGAGGUGAAGUGUCUAGGCUGCAGGCAGAAGUCCUCGACCUGCGAGUCAAGCUUCAACAGACCACUGUUGAGAAAGAACAGAUGAGAGGUGAGCUGGCAGUCACAGAGACUGUCUUGGGGGAACAGAAGGUGCUUGUCCAACAACUGAAAGAGGAAAGUGAGUCACUUAACAGAAAUCAUGUGCAAGAAUUGAUGCAGUGUAAAGAGAGAGAAGAAGUGCUGAAAAAAGAGCAGGAGAGGACGGUUCAUCAAAAAGCUGAGCUGGAAAAUGAUUUGCUGAACCUAAAGGAAGAGCUGUCUGAAGUUAAGCAGUACUUGGAAGCUGUUAAAAUGGAAAAUGAAGAAAACAAAGAUCUCCUCCACAGGACCAACACAGAUAUGGCUGAACUUGGUAUUCAGAUUUGUGCCGUGACCGCUGAAAAGAUGAAUACGGAAGAGAAGUUAGCCAAGGCCACAGGGAGGCUCAAAGAACUGGAAGAGCAGACUGCAGAGGAACAGGAUAGGCUGAAGCUUGACAUCUCUACUCUCAGGCAGGAGAACAAGAGCUUGCAAGAGAAGUUGGAAGAAGCUCAGAUAUGUGCUGCAGCUGUCCCAAGUCUGCAAACGCAGCUGGAGACAGCAAAGAAACAGGCACAGAGCUUCCAAGAGAGCAGCCAAGAAGAGCUGUCCACAAUAAAAUUUCAAAUGAGCACAGAGAUUCUAAAUUAUCAGACAAAAUACAAGGCUGUCAUUGAGGAGUGUGGGAAAGUACGAGAGCAACUUGAGGAGCAGAAGCGACAACGGUGUGCUGCGGAGGAAGAGAUUGCAGAGUUACAAGCUGCAAACACAAGUUUGUCUAGCAAGCUGGAUGAGGCAAGAGAGCAGCUGGCUGAAUCCGAAUCUGCUCGGCUGCAGAAGGAAGAGGAGGUGAUGUCUCUGAAAGGACUUUUAGAAAGGACCGAAAAGGAAGCCAAUGAAGCAAAAGAGCAAGCCCUCGAAUACAGUGAGAAGCUCAGCAAGGUGGUAGCAGACAAAGAUAGCAGCGACCAGAAGUUGUUUGCCGAGCUGGAUGACCUGAUGAGAACAAAACAGUUCCUUGAAGAACGUUUGAUAGAACUUAUCAGAGAUAAGGAUGCCCUGUGGCAAAAAUCAGAUGCUCUUGAAUUCCAGCAGAAGCUUAGUGCAGAGCAGAAAUGGCAGGGGGACACAGAGGUUAACCAUUGCCUGGACUGCCAGAGAGAGUUUUCAUGGAUGGUGCGCCGACACCACUGCAGAAUGUGUGGUCGCAUUUUCUGCUAUUACUGCUGCAACAACUACAUGGUGACAAGGCAUGGCGGGAAGAAGGAGCGUUGCUGCAGAGCUUGCUUUAAUAAGCCCAGAGUGAUCGUGGACUAUACAGAUGACUCUGGGUCCAGUGCAAACCAGGAAGGAUCACCAGCUUCAUUGGAAUCACCAGUGUCACCAACAGAGGCAGCUUUUGUCGCAAGCGAAGCCUCUAAACCACCAGAUGAUGCAGCAUAUGAUAUAAUCACUGAUGAGGAGUUGUGCCAAGUACAGGAAUCAGACUUGCUCUACAGUGAAAGUCAGAUGGAAGGAGGGUCUCUGGAUCAAAGUGUGACAGAUCUAGAUUGUGUAACGUACUACUUCUUUGAGUUAAUGACUUAGGAGACUUCAUGCUGUCUGCAGAGGGGACAUCAGAGGAGAACUGGCUCUGGACCCUACAACAGGAGAGAAGAAUGUUUGUCUGUGACUAAGUUUUUGAGGAUUUUUUUUAGAAUUGGGCUGUAUUCAUCUUGUCCCACAAAGUAUUCAGGCUGAAAGGAAGGAUUGCCACUAACACUGGAAGACUGCUCUUGAAAGGCUCCCCCCGACAUCUUACUUGCACUGUGCAAACUUAAAGGUUAUCUAUCUCCAAUAGUUCACAAUAUAUAAGCAGGAAAGCCAGAAAAUAAGUGUUGUAUUUGGUUGUUUUACCCAUUGUUGCUCUUGAUUUUUUCGUAUUGCAAGUGGAUCCUGAGGGGGUCCUAGUAUAGUCAUCCUUUGGGCUUGGGACAUACUUUGCUGAGAAUGCAAAGUGUACCUGCCCUCUGCCAUGGCAGUUGUGAGGUUUGGAAGGUCUCAUUAGCUCAAACACUAACCUACCAUGAGAAUGGCCUUCUUGCUGUGUGGAUGACUUGAGCAUCUGGUGGUGAUUGCAUGGUUCUGUGAUAUGAGAGAGAUGCUGGAAUUGAUACGUGAGUCAGAUGAUGGUGUGACACCUGUGGUAUGUGCUUAAGAAAAAAAGCCGCAAGCAGCAUUGUCUAUUACAGGACUGAUGUUUUCACACUUUAUUCGGUGGUGGUGAGUGUAUGUGUACCCAAAGCCUGAGCGUGGCUCAGUAUAUGGGCAGGUAUGCAGCGUGUGAUACCAUGGGUAUUUUAGGGUAAGCAUGCCAGAGCCACUGUACUGGGUCGGAGCAAAGGUUCAGCUAACUCCCUGUACUGUCCUUGACCGCAGCCCGUAACAUACGUGCUGAUAAUUUGCCAGUGUGUUCUCCCGUCUUCCAAGGAUCUUGGAAGUACAGGGACUUUCUGAGCUACUGGUUUUGGUUCUGCAAAUUUCUUGGCUGUACCAGACUGGCAGGCCACCUUGACUUCAUGUGGACCUUUGAUCUUUUUUUGGAUAGUAUCCAGCUAAAUGUGGCCUGAUGCUGGUUUGGAGACGUGAGGUAGUCUUGAAGUACAAGUAAUAAACCACUGUCAUUCCAAUAAUGUUCUCUUUGAAAGAAAUUCAGUGUAUGGGGUGGAAUUUGCUUUGAGAUUGUGCCUGGGAAAGACAAAAAGGAUCCAAGAUUGUGCUUGCUGGAUGCAUGUUUGAGGAUUGCGUAGGAAUAAAUAAGUUAGCAGUUACUUCUUAAUUGGGAUUCUGCUGAAAACAAUCCAAGCUAUCCUUUUUUGACAGUGAUUUGAACUAGCUGGUGCAACUCUGAAAGGGAGGAAGUGGCCAAGAGAGGUGAGAGAAGGAAGGUUGGCCACUCCAGAUUGAAGCCAUGAGAAGGCCUACCAUAGGCAUCCUCUUUUGACAGAAUUUCUUAUGGCCUUACUCUGGCUGAGUGCGUGGGUGAGGUUGUGGCACUGGCCUUACCUUAUUCUGGGUGUGAGUCCUAGCUGGACUGGAAAUGGGAGCUGAUACUCAAAGUGAUGAAUUUCUUCACUGACAUUCUGCUUUCUGUCUGUCUGUCUGUAAAUGAUUACUGUAGCAUUAGUUCAUAAUAGCAAAUUUUGAGAGACUGCCUUUAUUGGUACAAGUCAGUUCAGAAUCAAGUAAAACUCAUCUUGGUCAUGAGCUACACAGAUGUGUGGGAAGGUGAGCAGUAUGCGGUGCCUGCAUUACCCUGACUGACACUAAAGCAGCUCUUUCCCUUGGGUUAGGAGUAAGCAACAGUCUCUCUGUGCUCUCAGUUCUGUGAUGCGAAUUUGGAGCAACCUGGUUGAAAUCUUAAUGUGAGAAGGUGAGAUAAUCUUUUUCUAUUGUGGUUGUAUCACACUACUUCAAGGCUGGUGGAUUCUCUUUUCUGGUGUUAUGUUUUUAAACUGCUUUUAUUUCUAGUGUGUUCACAUUUUCAGAUGGUUUUCUAAAGCAAAGGCCGGGAUACUGUUUAGCACUGUGUCAAAGUCCCUGGAGUAGACCAAUACACUGUGUUUCUGUUUCAACAUAUUGUAGAAAUAACAUGCCUGGAAUAAGUGCUGCAGCAACAGAAUCAAGAUCAUAGGUAGCAGAAGUGUUAAAAAAAAAAAAAUCACCCACCUCACUCCCCGUUUUAUGGGGAGCAAAGAGUUUGUCUACACUGCGAUUUUAUGGGGAGCAAAGAGUUAGUCUACACUGCGAUUGCUUUGGUUUGGGUUCUUUUUUCCCUAAUGACUCAUGAUGUUCUGUCCUGACCUAAUUACAACUCACAAAGCCAGGCUAGUUUUCAGCAUAGCCCAAAGGGCAAACUGCAUAGCAAUACGCUGCGUAUGAUCUGAGGCAUUUGCUGCCCUGGGCAGAACCAACUGAGGAGAAGAGUGGGGAUAGAAGCACCUCUUGGCACCUUCCCCUGGCAAAACCUACCUCUUGGCUAUGUGCUGAGAUAGCAGUUUUACUUGCCACACAAGCACGAAGGUAAAGUGCAUCCUUUCCUAGUUUUGUUUUUAAGGCUGUUGCAUCAUUUCAUUACAGGAGAAACCAGAGCGGUUGUGUAGUAAAGGGAGGAUUGCCUAAGCAGCUGUUUUCUAAUGGAAAAAAGUGACAUUGGCACAAUGGUGACAAUAGGGUCAGGUGCCACUGAGUGGGAGAGAUCUGGUAGGAAGGGCUGAGUGUUAGUAGGAAGAAAAGGAACAUACAGAGUGACAACAGUUACUGCUAAAGUGAUUUGAACAGGUCAGAAUCAGUGUUUCAAAGCUGCAAUGCAAAGGACUUCCAGCCUGUGGGCCGAACCCUAGCUAACUUCAUCAUAGGCAAGCAGGUAAAGCCCUUCCCCUGCUCCUCUCCAACCUCCCUCCUUCUUUCCUUUCCCCAUUCCAGUCUCUGCCUGUGCUCUGUUUCUCUCUGCAACAACUUUUGCAUGCUUUCUGCCUCACUCUGCGCUGCUCCCUGCCCACCUUUUUGCCUUCCGCUGGCAAGUGGAAAGGCCCAGUGUGGAAAGCAGUGGGGGACACAGGGAAGGAGAGCAGUGGAAGGAUCCAUGAUUUCAUGGCAUUGCGAACCUGUCUGUCAAGGGGAGUGCCAGGAAUAAGGACUGGAAUACUUUAAUGCUGCAAAGACUGUGUAGGAGGUAGGGUGAGAGAGUUCAAGUUUCAGGAAAUAAGGCUGAGUGUGGAGAACCAGGUGUGGUGUAUCUCUUGUGCUAAAAUAAAGUCUAGUCAUCUGGCAACAUGGGCUCCAUUUUCCAAGGUGAGAUAUACAGAUGUGUAUGGGAGAUUGAGUCCACAGACCUGAUGUUUAAUGGGGGAAGACAGAUGAAUAUGCUGCUUUAUUACAGAAAUUUUACACCACCACUAAAGAAGCAGAAGGGGUGUGGAGGCCUUCUCCCAGCAUGGAAAAAUACAAAAAGAAAAAAAACAAACAUGAAGCCCAGAUUGAAAUUUGUACGUUUUUAAUCCAAGAAUUCUCAUCAAAUAAAUGAGCUGAACUAAAAUCUGUAAUGUCUUUUAAACAAAACUCAUAAAUGCUUUUGCUAACAAACACUUCUCAUGGAAAACCACCAGGCCAGAGGUUUGAUUAAGUGUCUCCAGCCUCUCUGGAGUCAUGAGGUCCAAGUCAGCUUUAUGUCAUGAAGAACGGAGUUUUGUGGUGUUGUUGUCUAUACCUGUUGAAGAACUUCUGCACAGUUAACUCAGUUACCAGCUUUGUCUUAGGAUCAGCUCUGGAUCCUAGGAAAAGUUGGAAACACUGAAGUGUUAUGAUUAAGAUACAUUGCCCUGAAACAGAGCAUGUGUCUUUACUAAUGGGACUCUGUGUCCCCUUUCAUGAGUGCUAGCUAUCUCAGUAUUAAAAGAAAAAAAAGAAGCUACAAAUAGUUGCCAGUUUCUUUAGGUGGUUUUAUAGCGGAUACAUGCUUGUUGCAUCUGCAUUAUUUGAGGCAGUAAAAGUUUUUGAGCCUUCAUCUUCAGUGGUUUGCCCCUGUCUAACAGUAACUUGCCAUUUGACGCAUUUUGACUUUUUCAUAAUUUUCUGGAAAUUCUUCCUGAAUUUCACCCCAAUGAAGAAAUACAGGACAGGGUUGAGGCAGGCAUGGAAAUAAGCAAAAGCUUCUGUUAUGACGAUUGCAUAUUCAAAGUUGCGGUUCAAGUUAAAGCUCCACUCUGUGAUCUUUAUCAGUCUCAAGAAAGUAUAGGGUGACUGAGUAAGAAUGAAUGUGGCAACUACAGAAAAUAUUGUUUUCAGAGAUUUGUGCUUCUGAAAACUCCUGGCAUGCAGUAAUGUUUUAAUGAUUAGUGAGUAGCAGAUGGUCAUGGUUAGCAUGGGGAUAAAAUAGCCAAGGACCACUUGGAUUACCUCAAGAACAAAUUCUGUGCGAUGGUUUGGGUAUUUUUCCUGACAUAUUGCCUUAUCAAUACGAAAUGCCUCACUAAAAAUAAACUGUGGUGUGGCAAAGGCUAGUGAAAUCACCCAGAUCAAGAUGCAGAUUAAUUUGCCCCAUGUCAUUCGUUUGCUUUGACACCUGUGUGCUGUGGUGGCAAAAGUAAUAGCAAUAAGCCGAUCGAAGGUUAUACAGGUUAGAGUUAACAUUGACGUGUACACAUUCAGAGUAUACAAGCCCCGGAUAAUACGACAUGCCGCAGUGCCAAAAGUCCACUCCUGAGCAGCAGAAUGUGCCCAGAAUGGCAGGGUCCAAAGAAAGACCCAGUCAGCUAUAGCCAAGUUCAGCAAAAAUACAUCUGUCAGUGUCUUCAGUUUCUCAUAGAAUACUAGUAUGAUAAAGACCAAAGUAUUUCCUGCUAGCCCAAAGAUAAAAACGCAUGAAUACAUACAGGGCAGAAAGAUUCUUGUAAAUGUGUAAAAGUUGUCACUUCCAGUUUCAUUGGGAUCAAUGUCUGAGAAGUUAUAAAAGUUAUCAGCAUCUGUAGUUGUCAUAUUGCCUUCUUUUUAAAGGCAGCCUGUAAAGAGACACAUUGAAUUUUUUUUUACUUGGCAAAUAAUUAAAUCCUGAUGCAUCCAGGAAAUAGACAAAAUCCUAACUGUGAGCAAAUGAGAGAUGUGGUAAAACACCCACAACAGAUAAACAAAAACAAACAUAUAUUUGCUGGAAGACAAGUGUCUUCACAGUGAAGACCCAAAUACAACAGCUGUUGGAUUUGAGCACAUCAUUUGUUAGCAGAUUUACGCUGAUGGGGACUCAAAAGCAUAAAGGAGACAAUUACAAAGAUACUUCUGAAAACAUAAAAUAUGGAUUAAGCUUUCAAAUACAUCAGUCUUCUAGAGUGUUUGGAUCUAGGGAUUUUGGAGAAACUCAUAAAAAAAAUAGGAUUCGUUUUGCAAAAUUUAGCCUUGUGGCAAAGAUUGCAGACACCCUAAGCAUCUGAGUUGUUUGUAUUGUGCUUGGGUAAGACCUAUCUCUAGAAGUGAGGUUUGAAUCUUAGUAAGUGUGCUUUUUUGGGCUUGUGGUUCAUCCUGAGCAUGUUCUGCAGACAUUAGCUGCAUCAUCAGAUGGUGAUGCUUCUUCCUGUCUCCUUCUUAAGUGACUUACUAGAAACAUGGAGGAUUUUCAUGAAUGUCUCUUCCCUAUUUGAUUUUAAAUAGUCCGUUUCAAACAUUUGUACUGUUGUCAUAGAAGUGGCCACUUCAUUGUCAAAUCCUCUCCAUCAGUCACACCCUUUCUCUAGAGUUGAUGCAACACUACUGUGAACUCUCCAAGGCAGAAGAGCCUCUUUGCUGUCUUUGUCAGUACCUAUGAGUAACAACCAGAUUUGCAAAUAAAGGGCCUGACUACAUGUUGCUGCUGCUAUUCAUAGGAUUACAUUACUAUUUUUUGAUUCUGUUUGUGUUACCUGAAAGCUUGGCAAAUUUUUAUCGUAAAUAUUUUUUUCAUACCAGAGGUGCAUUGUCCAUUAUUUGUUUUUCAAAAAGCAGUUUAGUCAUAUGCUCGGAAGGCAGAAACUGUAUAAAAACCAGAAUACCAGGCUACAGUGAAACACCCCUCCUAAAGGGGACAGUGCCAGCAUGGGUAAAAGCAGAAAAGCCAGGCUCUUGCUGAGACGAUUCCUUGUCCGUUUAAACUCUCUUCUAAUCUGGCACAUCUGUGACUGCCUUGGAAAGUGCAUUUUGUAGUGUAGCCUGGCUAGUUGAGCUGAACAAUUUGUAGUCCCUGGUGUUAGCAAGCUGUUAAUCUUGUAAAUAAAAUCUUUUGCAAGAUAGUUUAAUGAGUUUUUCAAAUAUUUAGCCUAACAUCAGGUGUCUUCUCACUCGAACCACAAAGAGCAUGUUUCUGUCAGACUAAUCCAGCUACAAGAUAUCACUCAGCAUAAGAUUAGCAGAAUUCAGCCCUGAAUCAUUUGAUCCUUUGGAUGGGCUGACAGGCCUCUCCUGUAUGAGGUGUAAUGUACAGCAGAGUGAAUGUUACCAGAAAAAGUAGUUUCAGCUAUGGGGCCAAGAAACAAAGUCAAUGAAGUCUGUUAGUCACCAGAGAGGUAGUAUAAAACUGUGUGACCUGUUGAAAACUUACUGGCUUUUUAUACAAUCUUUUAUUUUUCAGUUCAAAUGACUGCCAAGCUCAAGAUCGAGAUAACCAGCAAAAGAAAGUUAGGCUUAACAAGGUGAAGACAACAUAUACUGAGACACAUGGAAGAGCUUUAUUCAGUUUACAUACUCUUUGUAGUAUGCUGUAGUCAGCUGAUAUUUCUUGCUUCUUUCUUGUAAAGAAAGGUGCUUUCCUCUGAGCUGAAACAAAGUAAUUCACCAUGUACUCAGUUAAAUAGUUUGAUGCCCUAACACCACCUUAGUAACCCUGCCAACCUAAUACAGUUAUUUCUGCUUUCCAAGCUACCUGGAAAUUAGCCUUUAGGAGAGUCUUCUUGACUUAUCUAGAAGUAUUUUUAAUACCUGCUUUCAAUUCGUAAUAGGUUUUUUUUUGCCAUAAUGAGAUGCAACAUUCACCAUCUGGACAGUCCAAGAAGCUGAAAACCUAACAAACUUCUUUUCAUGUUACAUUAAUGUUCUUUGUGGGAAUUUUCACAUUCAGGCAGUAAUACCCUAAUAUGGUUUUGGUGAAAGCAGAUGGGAAUUUUACUACUGAUUUACUGUGGAGGCCAGGCUAGGAUAAUAUUUGAACUGCAGAUAUGAAAGAUUUUUGUUUAUGUACAAAUGGUAGGCAGUGGCUUUUGAUAUUCUGGUUUCCCCCAUACGCUGCCUUUGUACUGACAUGAGCAGAUCUGUGUAUUGAUGGAGAACAGAUACUGUGGAAGGGAUCUUUCUCAGUUAAAAAUGGUUUUUAACAUGCCAUGCUCUUUACAUUUUUCAGUCGAGCUCUUGAACUCAGAUUGUGUGAGUCAUGUUUUAGCAGAGGCUGAUACUAUUGAACAGAUAGCAAAGGAUUGAGGGGAGCCCUUGAAGUGAACUUUUGCCUGAUAUUUUAAAAAUUUGUUACUUUCAUUUCAUGAAAAGGCCUUGAAGACCUUGCUGUUCUUUCUUUUUCUUAUUAUUCCUGUCCGGAUGUAAGCAUUUAAGUUCCUUCUCCUUCAGGAAAAAUGAGUCUCAAAUGCCUGGCUGAUUAAUAUGCCCUCUGCUAAAAAAAAAAAAAAAAAGAAAAAAAAAAGAAAAAGAAAAAAGUGUGCAUGAAAAUAGGUUAACAUUGCAGUCGAGGUGAAGCCAAAGUGGAAAUUUCUAAGCCAAAUCUCUUUUUUGCUAGAGAGCAAUGAGGAGCUGAGAAAGAGCUGCUAAAGCUGAAAACAUUUUUUAAUCUCGACCAUUGUGUUUCCUAUUAGCUGAAGUGACAGUUCGAGCUGUUCAGUAAGGCUCUCCUAAAGGCUGGUUCUUUGUUACGAGGCUGAGCUGUUUCUGGAUCAGUUCACCAUCUCUGCCGAGUAUUUUCAAGCUUUGCUACUGAAAAUGUGCUGCCGGUAUGUAUAAGCUGGUAUUGAAAUGAAAAAUGGAGGAGCAGAUCCUUACCUCGUGUAGGCCAGCCUAUCCAGUCCAAUAAAACACAGAUCAGUAAGCUUUUUUUCUUUUUUUCAGUGGAUGGUAACUUGUAAGAGAAAAAAAGACUAAUAAUUUAUGGGCUUUUUUUUAAAAAAAAAAAAAAAAAAAAAGAAUUUUUCAUUUAUUCAUGAUGCAUUGUUAUUAUCAUAGCUGAUAUUUUUUUCUAGGCAGAAACUCUUAAAGUAGCCUGUUACUUACACACCUAAAUUAGAAUCCGCAUUAUAUGUUGUCUCAGACUUCGAAGUUGCUAUGCCUUGUUGAUGGAGAUGUUUCAGUUUUCCCCAAAAGAGAGAAGAGUGGUCAUCUUUCUACUAGAAGUGAAGUAGUGGAGAAAGCAUUGUAUUAGAUAGAUAGGGAGGGAGAGGGAAGAAAAUUCCAUGGUCAUGAGGACAGAGAGCAGGAUGAGUUUAUUGCAGGGAAGUGUUGUUGCAGUCUGUUUGGACACAAUUGUGAGAGUAGCAAGUGGAGGAAGUGUUUGUUUAGGUUCUAAAAAGAUCUGAAAUUUUAAUUGAAGCUUACUUUGGAUGGGAGCAACAUCAUGGAUAGAAAAGUGAACUGAAGAGAGCUGUAUGAUGUCCAUUGUGUUAAUACAGAAUUUGUUUUGAGGUCUGGUUCUAUUACAGUUGACUUUCAGAUUAAAGAAAUAGAAAUGCAAACAAGUGAUGGAGAAUCAGAACGUGCUACUCUGAUUAUCCCUGGCAUAGAUAGCUUUACUCCUGUCACCAGAAGACGACUACUUAUUAUUUCUACCACUCUAGGCAUUUAAAGUACCUGGGACUGAGUAAGCCAGGAGCAUGUAGGCUCACUGUUAAAAGGGCUUUUUGCCAUUUGGUUUCAGUGAUCUAAUUUCUGUUGUUCUGGUCAGCUAUCCUGCUUUAGUAGCUGCGUCUGAAAAGCUGGGUGUAAAGAACAGUAUUGAUCUUCCUAGUUUAUCCUUUCUUUUUUUUCCACAGGGUUCCAAACAGAAUAGCCAAUAUAGACCACUUUUUAAAUAAAUCAAAAUAAAAAGUAAUUUUAGCAUAUAAUACCAAUAAAUAAAAUGAUUCCCCAUGACUAUAACAAUAGACUGUAAACAGAAAAAUGGUUAAAUAAUGCUUGUCAGCAUCAUGUGAUGUGCCUUGCUUAAAAAUUAUCCAUUUUCACUACAACAGGUUUUGAAGAUUUUAAUCGGAAAAGGGAAAUUUGUCUCAUAUACAUUUUUGUUGGGAGAAGAGGUUUUCGAGUAAAUACCAGUCGGAAAAACAGAUUUUUGAGCAUAAAGAGAAAGGAGGAGAUAAUUAACCUCUGAGUUCCAGAUAUCAAAAAAUUUUCUCUAAAAGACUUAAAUGUAAACUAAAGAACUCCUGCAGUACCAGGACAUCCAGAAAGAUUUAAUAACAAAGCUAAUGGCAAGCACAGCGUCUUUGCUAGUUUGAACAAAAAAUGUACCAUUCUGUUAAAUUUUGCACCUCAGGAUGGAGGCUAUCUAUGAUACUAACAAAAUCUUUCAAGUUUGUGUGUUUUUAAAUCUUACAUCUUUUUCUUACCCUCUGCUUAUUCACCUAAAGUCAAGAAAACAGUCACUUACUAGACGAUGUCACAUCCUGGGGGAAUGCAGCCGUCUGUCUUUCAGAGGAAAUCUGAAAGCAGCAGCUUGCUUCAUUUAUCUGUGCUGAAGCCCGUGCUGUUUCGUCACGACUUUUGUAGUUGUUGAUCAAAACAAUGUGAUGUGAAAUUACUCCUCUGUUUUGAUAUACAUUCUUGAGUGAUGCUGCUACAGAAAUGAGAGUACAAAGAAGCCGUGCCCUCAUGAUCUGGUGGAAAGUAUCUGUGUUUCAUUUGCACGUGUCCAUUUUACUGAAAUGACCAGAAUCAAAUUGAUUUAUUUUUUGAAAAAUUAUUUGCAGAAUUAAAAAUUAAUCUGUAUCUACCACUUACCUUUUUUUAACCACUCAUGCAUGUUUUGUGACAGCUAUUGGAGAAUACUGGGGGUUUUUUUAUUUUUUUUUCUAGUUCUUCUGUUUCUUCUGGUGGAAAAAUAUUUUAGUGACAGUUUUCUCUCAGGUUUUAUUUUUCUCUAUCCGAGAGGAGCACAACAUAGAUGGCUAGAAAUAUGUUGUGCUGGUGGCUGUCCCCAAAUGAGUUUUUGAUUGGUCCUAGUGAAAGUUAGUGUGUGCGCGCUAGAUUUUAUUUCAGAGACAGCAAAAGAAGCUGGGAAGGCCUCCAUAUAUUUAAAAAGUUUCCUAGAUUUGUUUAUCAGCAGUGCUUGCUCCCUGAGUGAGCCUCACUCCUCAUGAUAUCCUUGGGAGACUCCUCUUCAGGAGCAGGGGUUGGGGAAGAAAGUAGUAGCCUUUCUAAUGCACAGAUUUGGAAAGAGAGGACGACAGCGCUCACAGCAGCUAGCCCAUGCAGUUAGAUCUUUGCAGAGGCCAAUGAUACGGUUGCUCAAGUGCUUCUGCAGCGCAAUCCCAUAGAGCCAUACACUUACAGAUAUACCUCUGAGGACUUGAAUUUGAUACUUGCAAAUGUGUAUAAAAGACAAACAACAAAUCUGACUUAACAAAUCUGAACUUUAUGGAUCAUCUCCUGAAAGAAGACUAUUUGCACAAUACAUGCGUGGCCCCAUAAUGCUGUUUAAAAUCAUGUUUAGUUCCCCCUUGCUUAGCAAUUGCUAAUGCUUAACAUUAGCAAUUCCUCUGUCUCAGAGAAACAAACCUGCCUCAGGGCUCUAAAUAUACACACAGUGCUCCCAUCAAAAAGGGGAAGAAUAGGCUAUAACACCGACCUGGGAUUUAUCAGUUAUUUUCAGUUGCAGGAUAGGGUGUGAAUGCAAUGAAGCAGUGGCUAAGCAAUGUGGUAACAUUUGUACCUAUGUAACGGUGUGACUGUCCCAGUCCGCCUUGAGAAAACAAAAGGUUCCCACCAUGUUGUAGAGGGCCAACAGUCAGCCCCCUCUGCUAACCAGGCCCACUGAAAUGCCUUCAAAACAGUAUUCAGGGUCCCUUUUGAAACGCCUUAAUUGGGCACUUAGGGAGACAUGGUUUGAGCUAGUCUGUCAACUUAGUUCACAGUAAUCUUGUUGAACCUGGUGGCUCCAGAACAAGCAGAGGUAUUCCCUUCUCAGACUGUGUGUGCGGAGGUGGCCUUCCCUGGAGAGCAGGGCUUCCCUGCCUCUGCUCGCCCUAAGCCAUACAUGAGGCACCUGGGAUCAGUCAUGCCUUUCCAUGUAACUGCUAAUAAACCCAUUACUGAAGAAGAAUGCAAUAUCAGCAUAAUAUCCAACCUCUUAGCAUGCAUUGGGAAUGGAAAGAAACUCAGAGAUGCUGUAUUUCAGCCAGUUAGCCUAACUAUAAUUUGACCCGUUUCCCCCUUUGUUUCAUAAACUGUGUUUCCAUAAAGUAUUUUUGAUUGCCUGCUCUAAGACACCCCUCUCCAGGUAAAAAGCAUGGGAUAGGUGAGGGCUGCCGCCGUGUGCGCCUGCAUGCUUGCAGCUCUGUGAAACCACAUGAGCUUCAUGGGUUUGCCUGUGGGAUACCCUUGCAUGACUGAAUUAUCACUGUAACCCAGGAAUUUCAGUAGAGCUACAGUUGAGUUGCAGGAGAUGAUCUCAGGGAGAGGACAGUAGAAGUGGCUGCUGCAGAGGGAUCGGUCGUUGUGAAUAUCGUUGAGUUGUGCCAUCAUGAAGUCCCCACGUGGUAGCUACCCCAUACCCAGUGCACCUGCGAGCCCCAGGGAUGGAGCAGCUGCCACAGAGGCCCUGGCUGGGCAGCAGCUCUGCCACGAGAGCCUGGGGGCAGCAGGGUGAACCUGGGCAGCAGGCCCUGGCAGCCACCCCUCCUGUACCUCUCCCAUAUUUCUGUUUCAGUGGUACUGUCAUGUUCUCCAGAGACCUGGGUGAGGAGAAAAUUCAAAAGUGUCACAGAGAGAUCAGCUCAUUUUUAGGAGCACAUACCUCUCAACUGAAGUCAGCUGGAAUUACACAUAGAGCUGGCUGUGAUCUCAGUGACUGUACAAUAUUUAAGAUCUUUUGGGGCAGAGGCUUGUCAAUAUUUCGAGUGCUGAUUGUGGUGGCUGUCUGUUUGCUGCCUCCUACUGGGGAAGGGAAUCAGAGGCACCCUGAUAGAAACCCCCAAGUUGCUUGUUUUGAAACCUGUUAUCUUAACCUCUGGAGAGUGCUGCAUUUGAUUGACAGUUGAAAGUUGUCUUCAUCUCAGGGCCUUUCCUAAACCUCUUCCAUAAUCACAAUACCUACUAAAAAAAACUCAAAAAAUUUUGUGUUCUGGCACUUGGUGCACAGAGAUUGUCUGUUGUGACUGAUGGUUUCCUAAGCUUUCUCUGUAUGCACCAGCUGCCCGUGGUCUUACAGAGAGAUUGCAAGCAAUUUUAAGGUAGGGACAGCUUUUUGGUUUGACCACACAUGAUGUAGUAUAGUUAAAUCCUACAAUUUUACUGAGAAAUAGCUGGGAUUUCCCAAGUACCAAUAUGAGGAUCACCCACCACUCAUACUAGAGGCUCCUCCUGCCCGUCCCUUCUUUUUCAUCGGGUGUCUGCAGGACACUUUCCAUCCUCGCUCACAUCAGGGUCUGUCUGAGACCCUUCCAUUCCCCUCCACCCAUACCUACAUCUUCAUACAAGAUACUCGUUUGUACCCUGUUACGAACUCAGUGAGCUCUGUAUUCCCCCGCUCCAUCCCAAAUCAUGCUUCUCUUCCUGCCCAUCCCAAGGGCUGGCUGUACAUCCUGUCUUCUGAUCCUCCACUGCUCUUUCCUUUUUCUGUUCAUGGGGUGGGGAGGAGGAGGGUAACCGAUUUGGGGUAUCUGGGAUGGGUCUGACCUGAUAGGUAACAGGAGGGCCCAAGGUAACAUGAGCGCAUUCCAGCAUAACUCCUUUGACUGUUUCUUGGCCUUAGAGACAUUUGCAGAGGUGCUUGCUGGGCUAAGCAGCUGUCAGGGGCUCCAUAUUGCCUCCAGGCUCCAUUCCAAGUUUCCAGCUGUCACAAAAUUUCAGUAUGGUUCUGACCCUGGAGGGCUGAAGUUCUGUUCAAAAAUGUUUGUGCUACUAGCAGCCAGACAGCUUAUGAGCUUUCAGUGCUCAGCCCGUUGAAGCCAGCAUCUCAGACACGGCUAAGGCAGUCUGAGCUCAGGUGCUUGUGAAAAAAAAAAAUGGCAGAGAGCAAAGUUGAACCAGCUUUUUUCGGGUAUGAAUUCUUAAAGGGACUUCUUAUUUCUAACUCCUAAAGCCUCUCAUGCUGUUGAUUAUCAUAUUUUUAGUAUUGUUUGCAAGAAAUGCUUUCCAUGUAUAAGAACAGCCAGGCUGGGGCAGGCCAUCCAGCUGACGGACAGUGACUGACAGCAGGUGUCUGGCAAAGAGCACAAGAACAGGACAAGCAUGAAGUGAUAGUUCUUCAGAAUGCUCUUCCAGCCUCCAGCAAUCUGUGCCUCGAGGACUUGCUGAACCAGAAGUGUUCUCUUCUUGUCAUAGUGUGUUUUUCAGUUCUUCCUGCUUCAGUUCUUCCUGCUUCUGGCACUCUCAUGGUCUCUUCAUUUCAUUUAAACCAAAAAAAAAAAAAAAAAGAAGAGAAAGAGUCUGGAUUUUAUUAUUAUAUUAGAUUAUUAUAUUAUAAUUAGAUUAUUUUAUAUAUAGUAUAAUUAUAUUAUUAUUAUAUUAUUAUAUUAGCUGUACCUGAGAUGUAUAUAAUGGUGUAUAUGUAUCGGCUAGGGACCUUGCAAGCCAUAAGAGCAUGCUUAAUGCUCCACAGACUGCCACCUAGCGUGAACAGAUCAUACAAGAAUAAAUUCGCCUGUCAGCUGGACUCAAGAACUCCAGUCAAAUCACCAGGCUGUUUCUUGUGCUUUUUACAUGUGCUUCCAGACAUCAGUUUAGACCAGCUGACUGAAUGGAAUAUCAUAAAGAGAAGGAAGAUUUGUUCUAUUAUUGUAAUGCACUUGGGUUUAAGAGACAAAGUAGGCACUUAGCAUUCCCUUAGCCUAGAGCGAGCAGGUGCAUUGAAUUUGCUGGUUAGGGCAGCAAGUGGCAAACUGAAGGGGGAGUCCAAUAUAAGAAUGUGUUGGGUAGCAGCAGCAGGAAUAAAAAACCACUUGUGUUAGAGCAGAGCAUGGACUAUGUGUUAGUCCUGGGUUUAAUUUAUAUUUCAGUCCCAAUAUAUUUUUAUAUAUGGUCCCAAAAGAAAGGUGAAAUUAAUGGAUUAAUUAUGGAACUAAUAGCAUUGCAUAAUAAAUCAUGGAGUUUGUCUCUUCUCCACGGUCUUGUAGGUCUCUUGAUCUGUAGGAAACUGUGAAAUUAAGGCUGUGAAAUUAAGGCUAUAUGCCUAUCGUGAUGGGAAGGGAGAGUUUUGUGGAUCACAGCAUGAAGUCUAUCACAGUUCACACUGGCUGUGCAAACAAAACAUAUGCAGGUUUAUAAGCUAUAUUUUAUUAGUUUUCUUAUCUAGUUUUAUAAAGGUAGGUAGUUAAUAAUUAGCAAAUUAUUUGUAUCAGUUCCUAAAUAUUUGCAUAAAUGUUCUGUUAAUCAACCCUAUGUACAAACGUACUAUGUCAUUCCAGCAUUUCACUGGGCAAGGGAUGUUUUGUUAUGGCUCAGGUUUGGGCUCCCAGUUACAGAUCUGUGCCUUUCUUGUAGCUCACAGCUUAGGGUACUAACAAUAGUGGUAUGACUUUGCAGAAGUCAAAAGUUGUCCAAGAAGCUACAGGAAUAAGAGAACAUGAAAUCCACAGAUAAUAGUGCUUUAUAGGUUUGGGAAGCAUGCAUAGACAGUGGGUGUUUGUGGUUUAAUUUGCGGUCAGAACAGUAAAUUCUUCCUGGUUUCAACCAAAAGUGUUACCCCACAAAACUUGCGCAUGGCUGCGUGUGCUGGCACAGCAUGUUCAGACUCUAUUAAUGACCAACAGAAGCGGCUGUUACCUAGACAUGUUUUCUCAUGCUCUUCUACUCAGCAGUGCUGCUUGUAGAGCAAGGUCCUUUAGAGUUGAAAAGAAAUGAUAAACUUUGCAUUGGUUUUGAGAGUCGGUCUACAGAAUGCUUAAGAGUUAUACCCUUGCUGCAUGAUUACACUUGAUGCUUCAAAAGCAUAUAUAAGUGAUAAUACGUUUUCUUAGAUCCCACUGGCUUUUGGAAGGAACUAACUGAUUGGUUCCCUGUAUAUACCGAGUCCUUGAAAUUUUUCUGGGAGAAUGACAGCCUGAUUGUCUCAGUUACCAACAUGCUGAGAUGCAGAGAAACCAAGUAAAUAUCACUUAGAGAAGCACUAACUAACUUACUUGGAAACUCUGAGCAUUCGUUCACUAACUCUCAAGCUCAUUUCUCCUCUCUGCAGCCUACCUCUCUGUGCACCAGCACUGUAAUCGGUAGUUGGUGCUACUUCACUGCGCCCCCAGAGUUUUCACCCCUUUCAAGGCAGGGAGUGGAUGGGAGGUUCUUCCAUUUACUUCUUUCAAUCUCCUGGACACAUGAUGGUGGGGAGGAGGCAUGUGGCUUUCUCAUCCUGUAACAGUUUCUGCAGUGUACUCCUGUUUGAAUCAUCCAGUAUUUCUCAUAUGAACAGAAGAUACAUAAUAGUGAUUCUACAGCCAUAAUACGUAUUUUGAGUACUACUGUCAGAAUAAGGAACCGGACAAUAUAUUUAUAAAGCACCUCAUAGAUCAAAUCCAGGACCAGUGUCACAUCCCUGUGUGGAUUUUUUGUUAGAGAAGAAUCCAGACUGUGUUUCUUGUGUCUGCCCUCCAUCAAGAUUUCUGCCUAUCAGGAAAGCUUUAAAACCAUGCAGCAUCUCAAUAGGGGGUUCAUUUCAAGACUAUUGAAGAGAUGUUCUGGAUGUAUGUAUUCCCCUUUGCUCAUGAAACCGGAAUAAGAGCUGUUUUAUAUAUUUGCACAGCAGUUAGCAGAACGGAGCUGCAGUUUUGCCCAGGGCAAUUUCAUCACUAGAACAUAUAAAAUAAAAAUUCUAGAAUUUGGCAUCGUGGCUACCAAAACAUUUCUAUUUUGAGAAGACAUCAGCAAACAGACAAUGUUUGAUCACAUACUACCCAGAGAAUAACAGCUUUCCUUUUCUCUUGUCCUAGAAGCACAUGUAAUUCUUCAACCUUUGAUGAAUCAGAAGAGUGGCAAGUUGCUCAAGAUGCUGAGAUAUGCUUGUUGAAGUCAGGAGAAAUCAUG